Molecule: messenger RNA, 1279 nt
Organism: Daphnia pulicaria
Lineage: Eukaryota; Metazoa; Arthropoda; Branchiopoda; Diplostraca; Daphniidae
Exons: 4
Coding region: 56-1279 (407 amino acids)
Source: RefSeq, a predicted model, not a curated record
AAAUUUGUUCUUUAAAAAAUUCCUUUCUUUAAAUUGAGUGUUUUUAUAACAAAAUAUGGAUGAAAAUGAAGAUGAUAUGUCAGAAAGUAAUGAAGAUUCAAAUGUGGGAAGUAAUGAAAAACCCAUGCACUUAUGCUUGGGUGCUUUUACUGAUAGACAGAUACCUACCAUCAGAGGCCCUUUUUCUGCAGCUUCAACCAAAAGGAAAAUAAAAAAGAUGCGGGAUUUGGCUGAAGAACUCAGCAUUCAUGCGAAAGUUCAAACCAUCUUAUGCUAUGUAGCACCGAACAAAAAAAUUCCAACCAGAUUUUUAGAAUCUUUUGGAGAACAUGCUGAUGGGUUCUUGUAUUCCACAAAGCUGGGAGAAAAAGUUUACUCGACAUUAGAUACAGCUACUAAAACAUGGAUUGGACCUUAUUCUGGGAAAAAACCUGAAAAGAAACAUGUUACUAAGAAAACCAUGGAUUCAGUCAUUGAUGAAAAUGACAAAAAUACAACAGAAAUUGCAAGAAAUGAAGUUGCAAUUGCUGUAAAAAAGGCAGCUACAGUGAAAAGGCUGAAAUUGCUGGAAGAACAGAGAAAAAAGAAGAAUGAGAAGUUAGCAUCUGUGAAACCCAAAAAGCCGGUGAACAAAAAAUCAAAUCCAAUUCAAGGUCCAGUUACUUGUUCUCCCCCUCCAAAUUUGAUUGCGAAAAGCUCUGCAUGUUUACCAUCAGCACCAAAUAAUGUCACAUCAUCCCAGUCUUACACCCCACAGAAAAUUUGUUCGUCCAAUCUUUCAGUCAGUUUAGUGAAGGACCGAAUCAAUGAAGAUCCCAUUCACGGACAAGAUUCAAUUUGUGAAACGCCUAUUACUAAAAUCACAACUUCCGAAGAAAUUUCCCUUGUCUCCAUAGUAACUGACGAUGAAAAUUUGGCAAACGAUAACCCACUAUCUUUGUUAGAAAACCCUCUAGACAUAUUUGAAUUUUCUGUGGAUGAAGCAAUGGCACUUGACUCUCUAAGUCAACCGAAAAUUGUUUCCCCAGUGAGAUCUACGAAUUCCCUCGUGCCUUCUUUAAAGGCAAAUACGCACUCAAAUAUCAACUGUGAUAUUUCUACCAAAUUUUCAUUUCCUGCUAAGAGUUUACUCAAGUCAGUUGAGAAAACGAAGGAUUCGCCUAGCGAGACACGUCGUACCAAACAGAAACCAACUUGCCAAUCAGAAAGUUCGGAAGGUAUUAAUGGAGGUUUACCUUUAGAGAAAUCUAAGGUAAAGUGCUUUACGCACAACAUUUGA